AUGACAAACUUUCCUAAAACGUUCGAAAAGAAUUUUGAAAAGCAAGCAGACGUUAGCGGCAGUAGCAGUGAUGGAAAAGAGCUCCAUAACGUACCACGACCAGCAAUAUCAGCCAUAACAGUAAAUAAUUGCAGUAUUGCAGACAUUUCGAAAAACCAAGACUCGCAUACGAAAAAUCAACAAAUGGAUUUUGCAUCGCUAAUCUCUAUAACUAUGACACCAGUAGCAUCGUCUUCACCGCGAAAUAGUUCCGAUUUUAGUGGGAUCGUGUCUUUUAAUCCCCAUCAACGAAAUAAACUUGUGCCUCCUCGACAAUAUUUUGCAACCAGGUUAAGUAGCGAUCGCAGUAGUGAUGGCGGAUACUUUACGCCAAAUAAUAGUGAGCAUAGCGGUAAUAACAAUGAACAACAACGCGGUUACCAAAGAACGUUCAACUCAUGUUCGAAACAAUGGUCACUUGAUUCCUCCCGACUUAGCAGCGGUAGUAACAGUAGUACUGGGAGCAUCGUUUUUUCUCGAAGCAACCAUAACUAUUAUCAGCCAACUUCACCUGAGAUAAAGCACGAACGAAAAUCAGUUCUUUGUAAUAGCAGCGGUCGAAGAAACCUCUCGAACCUUGCUACAAAUAUUCGUAGUGGCCGAUUUUACGGUAAGAUACCACCUGGUACGUCGAAACCGACUGCGACAACGCACUUUGCUAGCAGCAAAUGCUUCAACGCAACUUUGCCUUCAAGUUUACCUCAACCGCCACAGCAGUGGCUGCUUAAUAAGACCGAUCAUUACCUAAGCUUUAACGUUGGCGAGGGCAAAGAUGAGCGCGAGUUGGCGAAGAGUGUUAAUACCUUCGAUUACUACAAUUUGAAGAUGUUGCUCACAGUAGGCGCAUAA
Molecule: messenger RNA, 888 nt
Organism: Zeugodacus cucurbitae (melon fly)
Lineage: Eukaryota; Metazoa; Arthropoda; Insecta; Diptera; Tephritidae
Exons: 1
Coding region: 1-888 (295 amino acids)
Source: RefSeq, a predicted model, not a curated record